This is a messenger RNA of Penicillium canariense, 411 nucleotides long. RefSeq lists its product as uncharacterized. The transcript has a single exon. Bases 1 to 411 code for a protein of 136 amino acids. Lineage: Eukaryota; Fungi; Ascomycota; Eurotiomycetes; Eurotiales; Aspergillaceae. The record is from RefSeq and is a predicted model, not a curated record.
AUGGCCCCACUCGAGGGGAAGCUUGCGGGCCAGGCCAUGGGCCAGGGCGCCAAGGCCACAGGGCCACAGGGCCACGGCGGGCCAGACAAGGAAAGCGAGAUGGGCGCGGAGCCAGAGUUCGGGAGAGGAGGGGGACACAAAAGCCGGCCACGGGUUUGGGGCGCAGGAGCGUCGCUAGUCGUCGGGUUGUCGCCAACAGCUCGGGAAAUGAGUGGAUGUCUCAGACCCGCGCAGCUUUCACCAGGCGGGUGCGCUUUGCUCUUCCGAUUGGCGGCCGCGGUGACGCCGGUCGUGCCGAUCGCGCGCCAACUCGUCGCGCUGCCCUUUCUUUUUCCCGCCCUGGCCUGCUCUCGAAUCACCACUAGCCUGGAGAACCAUUGGGGCCGAGCCUGGACUCGAAGAGGGAGAUGA